AUGGGUGAUAGUUCUCAAAAUACUCAGUUGAGAACUCUCACUUAUGCUGAUCAAGUUAAGGGAAAACAACAGUUGCCAACAACCUCAAUAGACCUAAGUUCGCUACCUAUUCCAACGGUGAAAGAAGGGAAACUUGCUGUGGUGCUUCCUGAAUUGUUCUAUUUGGAAGGAUGUGAUAUUUGGAAAUUUACCCUUAUUGGGAGUUUAGAUUUAAAAGGAGUUAACUUUCAAGAUGUGAAGAACAACCUUGAGGAACAAUGGCAGUUAGGUCAGGGACGUGUCCAAUUUGUUCCAAUGAAUAGGGGUUUCUUUACAAUCAAGUUGCAAUCACAAGAUGAUAAAGACAAGUUGUUGAAUGUUAAAGCAUGGUUUUUCGAUCAUCAAAAGCUAAACCUAAUUGAAUGGUUUCCAGGUUUUGACGCUGACAAACAAAGGACCUCACAUGCUUCCAUGUGGGUCAAGUUUCCAGGCUUGCCGCUAGAGUUUUGGAUUGAAAAAACGCUACUUGCCAUCGCAAAAUCGUUGGGUACUCCAAUAGUGCGUACUCUUGAACAUGAAUAUGGACAUUUUGCUUCAGUCUUGGUUGACAUAAACUUUGCUGAAACGGCUACAGAUUCUAUUCAUGUUAUUGUAGGGGGUUUGGACUUCUGGCAGCCGGUGGAGAUUCAAAAAAAGCCAAAAUUUUGCACAAAGUGUAAGAUUAUUGGGCAUAAUGAUCAGGAAUGCAAGAAACAAACAUCAAACUCUUCUGUUCAGGCACCUGCACAAUAA
This is a messenger RNA of Papaver somniferum (opium poppy), 771 nucleotides long. RefSeq lists its product as uncharacterized. Bases 1 to 771 code for a protein of 256 amino acids. The transcript has a single exon. The record is from RefSeq and is a predicted model, not a curated record. Lineage: Eukaryota; Viridiplantae; Streptophyta; Magnoliopsida; Ranunculales; Papaveraceae.